Plasmodium adleri (nom. inval.) is the source of this 5610-nucleotide messenger RNA. Its product is annotated as sequestrin. The record is from RefSeq and is a predicted model, not a curated record. The coding region runs from base 1 to 5610 and encodes 1869 amino acids. Lineage: Eukaryota; Apicomplexa; Aconoidasida; Haemosporida; Plasmodiidae. The transcript has a single exon.
AUGAGGAAUGCUUGUGUUUUAUCGUUUAUUUUCUUUUGUUCUGUUGUUAUGGUUAUAAGGUUUAUCGGAUAUUUUUUUUCUAGUGUGUAUAUGACAGAAGAAGCAUAUAAUAAUAUUUUUGAGAUUAUAAAACCUGAGAAUUUCUAUAGUUCUUUUUUUUUAUUUUCAAAGGAAAAGAAAAAUGAUUUUGAUAGUUCUACAAAUUGUAAGGGAUAUAUAAGAUGUGAUCCUUUUUAUAAAAAUAUUUCUACAUCAUGGAUGAGAUAUAAUUUAAUAGAAAAUGGUCUUAUUAGAGGUGCAUUAAAUAUACAUAUGAUGAGUAAAUAUAAAAAGGAAACUAACAAAUUAUUAAAAGGAAAAGAUAAUAUAGAAAGUGUAAAUAAUAAUAAUGAGAAUAAUAUGUCCAAUGGUUAUUCACAUUCAACUUUAAAAAAAGAAAAGCGUUUAGUGUUCCUUUUAUUUUAUAAAAAAAUUAGGAUGAUGAAAUUAUAUAUAAGGAAUUUAUUUAAUAACUACAUUAAAAGUGAUGAUAAAAGAGACCAUUUUGAGAAUAAUAUAGAAACUAAUAAAAAAAUGGUUGAUAUUGAAAUAAAUAAUUUGUUUGAUAUUCUAUAUAUGAUAACAAGAAUUGAUAGUGAUGUAAAUAAUAUAUACUCCAUCAUUUAUAAUAAUUUCUUGUAUGUUAUAAGAAUAUUAUUUCUUCCAUUUGAAAAAAUGUAUUUAUAUUUAAAACACACCAUAAGGAUAAAACAAAUGAAGAUGUUUUAUUAUUAUUAUGUAAAUAUGUUUUCUUUGUUUAAAAAAAAUUACAACAAUAAUGUUGACGUGUGGCAUGUAAAUAAUAAAAAAUAUGAAGAUAUUUUUAAUCAUAUACAUAGUGUAACAUCUCAUAAUGGAUACUUAAAAAAUGAAAUGUCAGAUAAAUAUAGAAGAGUUAUACGUAUUCUAUCUGUGAAGAAUGAUGAUUCUUUUGUAGGUUCUGUGUUAACAGAUUCUGAGAAAGUUGAAAAGGAUGAUUCAGAUGUAAAACAAAAAAAAAAAAAUAAAAAUGAAAAUAUAAAUAUAAAUAAAAAUAAAAAUAUAAAUAAAAAUAAAAAGGAAAAUAUAAAUAUAAAUAAAAAGGAAAAUAUAAAUAAAAAUCAACAUAAAAAGGAAAAUAUAAAUCAAAAUAUUAAUAACAAAAAAUCUGACAUAUCAGAUGAAUUAACACUAGAAUCCUUUUACAGAGAAGAAUUAGAUAAAAUAGGAAAAGAAGAAAUUGAAAAAUAUUUUAAAGGAAAUAUAGAUAAAAAGUCAAUUGAUGAAUUUUAUAAAAUAUUUCAUGAAGAGUUAUAUAAGAUGAAAAAGGAUGAAUUAUAUGAAAUGUUCAGAGAAGAAUUAAAUAGCAUUGAACAAGAAAAAAUAAAAAAUAUGAAGAAAGAAGAAAUUGAUAAAAUAUAUAAAGAAGAAUUAGAAAAAAUGGAUCGUGAUGAAAUUGAUAGAAUACAUAGAGAAGAAUUAGAAAAAAUCGAAAAAGAAAAAAUAAAUAAAAUGGAUAAAGAAGAAAUAGAUAAAAUAUAUAAAGAAGAAUUAGACAAAAUGGAUCGUGAUGAAAUUUAUAGGAUAUAUAUAGAAGAUAUAAAAAAAAAUAUAGAUAUAAAUAAAAAUAAAAAUGUAGAUAUAAAUAAAAAUAAAAAUGUAGAUAUAAAUAAAAAUGUAGAUAUAAAUAAAUAUUCUAAUAAACAUUUUGAUAAUGUCGAAGAAACAGACAGAAUUAAGAAUGAAGAACUUGAUAGAUUGAAUAGAGACGAAUUAUAUAGAAUAUAUCUAGAAGAAUUAGAAAAAAUGGAUCGUGAUGAAAUUGAUAGAAUACAUAGAGAAAAAUUAGAAAAAAUUGAAAAAGAAAAAAUAAAUAAAAUGGAUAAAGAAGAUAUAGAUAAAAUAUAUAAAGAAGAAUUAAAUAAAAUGGAUAAUGAUGAAAUUGAUAAUAUAAGAAGAGAAAUAUUACAAGAUAUACAAAAAGAAAAAAUCCAAAAUUUAAAAGUAGAAGAAAUUGAUAGACUUUAUAAAAAAGAAUUAGAUAGAAUGGACAGAGAAGCAAUAUAUGAAAUGCACAUGAAAAAUUUAGGAAGAAAUGUAAAAGAAAAUAAUAUAUAUAGAAAUUUAAAGAAUGAAUCUAAACAAAUAAAUAAAAAAGAAAAUGUAAAUGUUUUUAUAAUACACGAUAAUAAAAAUAUUAGUGAUAAUAAAAAUAUUAAUGAUAAUAAAAGUAUUAGUGAUAAUAAAAAUAUUAGUGAUAAUAUAUAUAUUAAUGAUAAUAAAAAAAAUAAUGAAAAGGUUCAAGUAGAAUUGGUUGUAAGAAAUAUAGAUAAAGACAAAGGAGCCAGCAUAGAAGAUAUUAUAGAAUAUUUUAAUAAAGAAAUUAAAAAAGAUAAAAAUUUAAAUGUUUCAGAUAUAAUAAAUUUUUUAAAUUCAAAAGUAGAAAAGGAUAACACAUCAAUUCAACAUAAGAAAGAAAAUAAAGUCGAUGUUGUGAAGAAAAAUAUUAAGAUUGAUCAAGAGGAUCAUAUAGAUAAUAAAGGUCAAAAGGAUAACACUGAAAUGUUAGAUAACAUUAAAGAUAUAAUAAAAAAUGUGGAUAAUAUAAACAAUGUGGCUGAUGAAAAUAGUGAUAAUAUCAACAACAAUGUUGAUAAUAUAAACAAUGUUGAUAAUAUAAAUAAUGUUGGUGAUCAAAAUAGUGAUAAUAUAAAUAAUGUUGGUGAUCAAAAUAGUGAUAAUAUCAAUAACAUUGUUGAAUAUAUAGAGGAACAGGAGAAAAAUCCAAAUGUGGAUGUUCCAAAUAAAAUAGACUGGCAACACAUAUUUAAAGACAUAGUAACAGAAAACAUAAAAAAUGAAAAACAUUUCAACAACGAGAAAGAAAAUACAGAAAAGGAUAUUAGUGAAGAAGAUAAUAUAAAUGAUAAUUCAAAAAAUGAUUAUAUAGAUAAAGAAAUAUAUAUGAAUGAUUCAGUGAAUGAAGUUGUUGAACCAGAAAGGGGUGUAGAAGAAAUAAAUAAGAUAGAUGAUAAUAAUAUAAAUAUUGAUGAAGUAGAAGAGAAUUAUCAAAAGAAUAACAAUAUUGAAGAAGAAAAAAAUAUAAUAGAUAAUAAUAUAAACAAAAAAUAUAUAUAUAAUAUGCAAAAAGAUGAUAUUAUAAAUAAUAAAAAUACAAAUGUUAAUGAAGAUAUACCUAUUAUAGAAAGUGGAAAAGAAAUAGCAGAACUUUUUAAUAAUAUAAUAAAAAAUAGUAAUAUUUUAGACAUGUGUUCAAAAAUGAAUCCUUCAGAUAGUGAUAAGGGAUUUAUAUGUGUAAACGGAAAUAAUUAUAUUAUAAAUCCUGGUACAUAUCAUAUAAUUAAUAUAAAAUAUCCAGAUUAUAAUUAUUCUAAAAAAAGAUUAUAUGAUUCGAUGGAUUGUAUAGCUAUAAAUAAAAAAGAUAAUAAUGAUAGUAAUAAUAGUCAAAAUAGUUAUUAUCAUAAAAAAAAGAGUAAUGAUUUAUAUUUAAAAAAAUCUAUUGAAGAACUUGUUCCAGGUUUUUUAAGCAAUAUUAAUAAUAAAGUUGAUGAUUUUACCAGAAUAUUUACUCCAUCAUUUAUUCAGAAUGAUAUAUUUUUAAAUUGUAUUUAUAAAUAUAGAAAUGAUUUUGAUAGGAAUGAUAAUUUUUAUUCCUUUCCUGUGAAAAUAUUUUUAAGAAAAAGCACAAACAAAAUGAAAGGUUGUUCUUUUCAAACUGACGAAGAUUCUUUCUUAUAUAAAGAUUAUGGACAAAAAGAAUCAUUUCUAACUAAUAAAAUUAUUUUAAAUAAUUUGAAUAGAAAUACUGACUGUGUAUUGCAUGCAUCAAAUGAAAUAGUUGGUUUUCAAUGUGGACCUCCAUAUAAAUCUUAUGAUAAUAUACAACACAGCAACAAAAUAAAUAAUACAAAUAAUAUGAAUAAUAUGAAUAAUAUGAAUAGUAUGAAUCAUAUGAAUCAUAUGAAUAAUAUAUAUAGCAUAUAUUAUAAUAUUCCAUAUUCUCAUUUAUAUAGAAAUAUAUUCAAUAAUCAACAAAAAUCAUAUAACGUAGGAGGAUAUUUUCAAACAGAACCCAUAAAUUGUUUUGAAUAUGUAAAUGAUAAUGUUAACGUUAAAAAUAUUUUACCAGGAUCGAUUGCAUUUCCUAGAUUUGAUUCUAUUAGUGAUACACUAGAUGUUAAUCAUACAAGAUAUAUAAUGUUGAAUGAGACAAAUGAAGAUAAAAUAAUAUCUUGUACCUGUAAUUAUUUUAGAGAACCCAAUAUUGUCUAUACAGGUAAAAUAAUUAUUAAGGUCGAAGAAGAAAAAAUAUAUAAAAAUAAAAAAUUGAAAACUGAAAUUAAUGAUGUUAUAAAUAAUAAUAAAGAAAUAUAUGAAGAAACAAAUAUUAAUAAUGUAAUUGAAAAAAAAAAAAAAAAAAAAGAUCAAGAAGAAAAUCAUAUCUCAUUUAAUAAAAAUUUUAAAAUAGAUGAUAUAUAUAAAUUUUAUAAUAACAAUAUUCAUUCUAAUAAUAAUUAUCAUCAUAAUUAUUCUUUUAAAGGAGAUUAUCCAAACAAAAUACAUGAUACGUUUCUUAAGAAUAAUAAAUACAAUAUAUUUUUUAAUAAUUUAAAAUUUAAUAAUAUUAAACAUGACCAUAAAUAUAACAAAGAUAUUCUCAAUUACAAAUAUGAUGUUGAUGAUUAUAAUGAGUUGCAAGUUAACAAUGAGGGUUCAUCUAAAGAACAAGAAGAUUUUAUUGAUUUUAAAGAAAAUAUAAUUAAUGAUAAUAUCAACUAUAAUCAUAAAGAUCUAUAUGAUAAUGAUGAUGAUAAAUAUAACAACAGUAACAACAACAAUAAUAAUAAUAUUAAUUCUUGGAAGUCAUUUGAAAAUAAUCUUGAUCUUCAAAGAAGUAUAUUACAAUCUGGAGAUACACAACAAGUACUUGUAAUUAAUAAAUCUAAUAAUGUAAAUAUUCUUUUUCCAGAUAAAAAAAAAAAUCACACUCAUACAAAUGAAGACAAAAACACAUUUCCUAAAUAUAUCUCUCUGGUAUAUAAAGAAAAAAAUAAAGAUCAUGAAAAAAUAGACAAGACAUUAACUUUUAUUAAGGAAUUCUACCCUCCAUCACUAAGAGGAGGUAAAGACAAUGGAGUGGAGAAUAAACAAAAUUUGGAGAAUAACAAUGAUGUAGAAAUAAAGGAUGAUAUAAAAAAAAAUGAUAAUAAGGAAAUAAAUGAUAAUAUUGAAAUAAAUGAUAAUAAGGAAAUAAAUGAUAAUAUUGAAAUAAAUGAUAAUAUUGAAAUAAACGAUAAUAUUGAUAUAAACGAUAAUAUUGAUAUAAACGAUAAUAUAUAUGAUGGUAAUAAUAAUUUACCAGAUGAUUCUCUUAAUGAAGAUAUUAUUGAAGAACCCUUUGAAAAUAUUUUUGAUUUUAUAAAUGAAGAAACAAGGUCAAAUGGAGACCAGGAAAUAAAUGCUGCUUCAGAAGAUUCUAUAAGAAAAAAAUUAAGUCAGAAUUUUCUAGACAUAAUACGUGGAGGGAAAUUUAAAAUAAGACAUAAAGAAAAAAAUAAAAAAAAAAGAUAA